Molecule: messenger RNA, 1545 nt
Organism: Kluyveromyces marxianus DMKU3-1042
Lineage: Eukaryota; Fungi; Ascomycota; Saccharomycetes; Saccharomycetales; Saccharomycetaceae
Gene: ENT1
Product: epsin
Exons: 1
Coding region: 1-1545 (514 amino acids)
Biological process (GO): actin filament organization; endocytosis
Cellular component (GO): plasma membrane; endosome; clathrin vesicle coat
Molecular function (GO): clathrin binding; phospholipid binding
Source: RefSeq, a predicted model, not a curated record
AUGUCAAAAGCUUUACUUCGUAGUGCCAAGAAUUUAGUCAAUGGGUACUCUCAGGCGCAGGUUUUGGUGAGGAGUGCGACGUCUAAUGAUAAGGAGGGGCCCUCUGUGGAUCAGCUUGAAGAGUUGGCGGAGAGAUCGUUUGAUAAUGUUGAGUUUUUUGAGAUUAUGGACAUGUUGGACAAGAGGCUUAACGAUAAGGGCCGGAACUGGCGUCAUGUUGCGAAGUCGUUGACGUGUCUUGACUUCUUGGUGAGGUGUGGAUCUGAGAACUGUGUUUUCUGGUGUAAGGAGAACUUGUAUAUCAUUAAGACGUUGCGGGAGUUCACGCAUUCAGAUGAGCUCACGGGGAUUGACGAUGGGGAGAUUGUUCGUGUGAAGGCGAAGGAGUUGACGGCGUUGUUGAGGGAUGAGGAGCGGCUCAGGGAGGAACGUAUGAUGAGGCUCAAGGGGAGGAAGCGUGGUGGAAGGAGAAGACGUGAAAAGGGCGAGAGCGAUGAGGAUUUGCAACGGGCGUUGGAGGAAUCUAGGCUAACGGCCGAAGAAGAGGAGAGACGUCGCCGUGAGCAGGGCGAUGACCCGAACUUGCAGGCGGCGUUGGAGCUAUCGAAGGAGGAAGAAGAGUUGAGAAGGUUGCAGCAGUUGCAGGCGCAGCAGCAAGCAGCUCUGUGGCAGCAACAGCAAUUGCAGCAGCAACAGCUCCUACAGCAGCAACAAUUGCAACAGCAACAGCAGCCACAAGCAGCAUACUAUGAUAUAUUUGGUAACCCUAUUUCUGCAGAAGAGUAUUUGCAAUACCAGCAGCAGCAAUUGCUGGCACAGCAACAGCAAGAACAGUAUAUGGCAGAGCAGCAGUACUUGGCUGCCCAACAGCAGUACCUUGCCCAACAGCAAAUGCUAGCCCAGCAACAACAGCAACAACUCUUGGCUCAACAACAACAACAGCAAUUCCAGAACCAGAUGUCCCUGCAAUCAGGAUCGAACAAUCCAUUCUCGUUGAAUAAGCCUCCAUCUCCAGAAGAAAUCGAGGAACCUGAAGAACCAGACUUUACUCCAGUACACCUCCCACCAUCUCCUGUACCACAACAACCACUUUACAGCCAACAAGACCAGAACAUCAGUAGCACUAACCCAUACAACAACAACAACAACAACAAUAACGGUAUUCCCGAACAAAGGACUGGUAGCCAGUCCAUUAGCGACAAAUUCAGUGAAUUGAACAAUUUAUUGGCAUCUGGUACUGGGAUUGAUACCUUUGGUAACACUGGCCAAACAAGAAUACCUGCCCAACACACAAAAACAGGCACUUUCAUCAACUCACAAGGUACUGGUUACAAGCAAGUUACAAAUGAUCCUCCUAAACAUAACCCAUUCUUAACGUCACAGUACACAGGUAUUCCUAGCUCCGGUAUUGCACCCUCGUACACUGGCUACGGAUUUGGUAAUCAAGGACAAUCAAGCUCUCAACAUAAUGGCUCUUCAUAUGGAAACAACACUAGUAACAGCAACAACAACAACAACAAUAACCCCAACUUAAUCGAUUUGUAA